ACAAACGCAGAUGCAUAACGCAUUAUGGGAACCAAUCAACAUACAGUAACGUUCUCUAUAGGUUCUUCUGUAACCAUAAGUGAACAUUAUACCGUUCUCUGAACCAAAAUGUGUUUACUUGGUAAAUGCAGCAGACGACAUUUUUAAAGGCGGGAUGCAACUAGAUGGGUUACAAAUGAACUUACCCACCCCUCAAAUGCCACAUCACUUCUGAAGACUAACACAGCGCGAGCAGCACAUCAAUCCAGUACAAUGGUGAAAUAAUACCGCAUGGCAGCAAUAGCUGGCAACUGUUACAGCUGAUGUGAAACACCAAGAAAAGCACUUGGACGUGUUGGGCUCAGGAUGUCCAGGCGAUGUGUUUCACAUCUGUGUUUUGACAGCAGGCACCAGUUGCACACUCGCUCCUGUGAUCGGGAUCUCUCCUCUCUGUGUGCUAUCACUGAGUGAUGAUGACAACACUUCAUACAUGUGCGCAACCUGAAAUAAUGCCAUCGGAGGGCUAAACGAGGGGGAAAGGUGUUUUGAAUUUUUAUUACGCGGUGAUUUGGGCUCGGUGUUGACUAUGGUGGAGCUGGAGAAGGAGGUUCUGCCGCUGCCACCGCGGUACCGGUUCCGAGACCUGUUGCUCGGGGACUGGCAGACAGACGACAGAGUGCAGGUAGAGUUCUAUGUGAAUGAAAACACUUUCAAGGAGCGUCUCAAGCUGUUCUUCAUCAAAAACCAAAGAUCCAGUUUAAGAGUGAGACUGUUCAACUUCUUCCUGAAGGUCCUGAGCUGCCUGCUGUACAUCAUACGAGUGCUUCUGGACGACCCGCGAGAGGAGAGAGAUUGUCCUGGCUGUCUCAGACAGAACGCCUCUGCCCACAACAGAAGCCAUUUUGACUGGUCCCUCAUUAUUUGGGUGAACAGACCUCUCCCACUCUGGGCUCUUCAGGUGCUUGUUGCAUUCAUCAGUUUUUCAGAGACCAUGUUGCUGGUGUACCUCAGCUACAAGGGCAACCUUUGGGAGCAAGUGUUGCGCAUUCCGUUUAUUCUGGAGAUGAUCAGCGCCGUUCCGUUCGUGAUCACUGUGAUUUUGCCCUCCCUCAGAAACAUAUUCAUCCCUGUGUUCUUAAACUGCUGGUUGGCCAAACACGCUCUCGAGAACAUGAUUAAUGACCUGCACAGAGCGAUCCAGCGCACACAUUCAGCCAUGUUCAACCAGGUCCUCAUCCUCAUCAGCACGCUACUUUGCCUCAUCUUCACCUGUAUUUGUGGCAUUCAGCACCUGGAGCGAGCAGGGAACAAUCUGACUCUCUUCGACUCGCUGUAUUUCUGUGUAGUCACCUUCUCAACGGUGGGCUUUGGUGAUGUCACACCUCAGAUCUGGCCAUCUCAGCUCCUGGUGGUCAUUAUGAUCUGUGUGGCUCUUAUAGUUCUGCCAAUACAGUUUGAGCAGUUGGCUUUCUUGUGGAUGGAGCGUCAGAAGUCUGGAGGCAACUACAGCCGCUACCGAGCACAGACAGAGAAACAUGUGGUGCUGUGUGUUAGCUGCCUGAAGAUAGACCUUCUAAUGGACUUCCUCAAUGAGUUCUUCGCUCAUCCCAGACUGCAGGAUUACUAUGUGGUGAUAUUAUGUCCUGCUGAGAUGGACGUCCAGGUACGGAGAGUCCUCCAUAUCCCGCUGUGGGCUCAGAGAGUCAUCUACCUGCAGGGAUCUGCUCUUAAAGAUCAGGAUCUCAUGAGGGCCAAGAUGGAUGAUGCAGAGGCAUGUUUUAUCCUGAGCAACCGGUUCGAAGUGGACCGCUUUGCAGCUGAUCAUCAGACCAUUCUUAGGGCUUGGGCUGUGAAGGAUUUUGCCCCGAACUGCCCUCUGUACGUGCAGAUCCUCAAACCUGAGAAUAAGUUCCACAUCAAGUUUGCAGACCAUGUGGUUUGCGAGGAGGAGUUUAAGUACGCCAUGUUGGCCCUGAACUGUGUAUGCCCUGCCACUUCCACCCUGAUCACCUUAUUGAUUCAUUCAUCUCGAGGACAAACAGCAUCUUCAGAGGCCUUCAGGCAGCGAGCGGGUGCCUUCCAACAGCUCAACAGGGAGGGCGUUGCUGGCUCGGCAGACCACUGGCAACGCACCUACAGACGCUGUGCAGCCAAUGAGGUACAUCACAUCCGGCUGGAGGAGAGCAAGUUCUUCGGGGAAUAUCAGGGAAAGAGUUUCACCUUUGCCUCAUUUCACGCACAUAAGAAAUAUGGGGUGUGUCUGAUCGGAGUGCGCAGAAUGGACACAGCGAACAUCCUCUUGAACCCUGGUCCCUGUCACAUCAUGGGAGCUUCAGACACCUGUUUCUACAUCAACAUCUCUAAAGAGGAGAACUCAGCGUUUGUCAGGGGCCACAGGGAGCCUGUGAGAGGACCCGGGGUCGACUCCAGAGGAGUCCCUCAGACUAUCUAUCAUGGCCUUACUCGUCUACCAGUACACAGCAUUAUAGCCAGCAUGGGCACGGUAGCCAUAGACCUGCAGGACUCCAGUGACAGCAGUCCAGAGGGGACCGGCCCGGCGGUGUUGGGCAGCGGUCAUCUGAGCAGAAGCGGCUCCAGGGCAGAUGUUAUGGGCUGUAACACUCUUACGUUGCCCGCCGUGAGCGCCUCAGGAGAGGAGAGGAGACACAGCAUUGCCCCGGUCCUGGAGGUGGUGGACGGGGUGCACGGUCCAACAUUCGACCUGCUGGGAGACCAGUCAGAGGACGAGGGAGGAGACGAGGGGAAAGAGGACGAGGGAGGGGAACAGAAGGGCCAGUGGUGGGGCGCUCACUGCGAAUGGGUGAAAGGUUACCCGCUGAACUCUCCGUACAUCGGCAGCUCUCCUGCACUUUGCCACCUCCUGCAAGAGAAAAUGCCAUUUUGCUGUCUGCGUCUGGAUAAGGCUUGUCAUCACAUGCCCUACGAGGAUGCUCGUUCGUACGGCUUCAAAAACAAACUCAUCAUCGUGUCGGCGGAAAGCGCUGGAAACGGCCUCUAUAACUUCAUUGUCCCACUGAGGGCUUAUUACCGGCCCAGGAAAGAGCUUAACCCCAUCGUACUGCUACUGGAGAACGUACCUGAGGCUGACUUCCUAGAAGCCAUCUGCUGGUUUCCUAUGGUCUUCUACACAGUGGGCUCCAUUGACAAUUUAGACAGUCUUCUGCGUUGUGGUGUGACGUUUGCUGACACCAUGGUGGUGGUGGACAAAGAGAGCUCCAUGAUCGCAGAAGAGGAUUACAUGGCCGAUGCCAAGACCAUUGUAAAUGUUCAGACACUUUUUAGGCUUUUUCCAGCUCUCAGUAUUAUAACAGAACUUACCCACCCUGCCAACAUGCGCUUCAUGCAGUUUAAAGUGAAAGACCACUACUCCCUGGCUCUCUCAAAACUGGAGAAGAAAGAGAGAGAGAGAGGCUCCAACCUGGUCUUCAUGUUCAGAUUACCAUUUGCAGCAGGGAAGGUGUUUAGUGUCAGUAUGCUGGACACUCUGCUGUAUCAGUCCUUCGUAAAAGACUACAUGAUCUCCAUCACCAGGCUGCUGCUAGGUCUGGACUCGAUGCCUGGAUCUGGCUUUCUGUGUGCUAUGAAGAUCACGGAGGAGGACUUGUGGAUCCGUACUUACGGUCGACUCUACCAGAAGCUGUGCUCCUCAACAGGAGACAUUCCCAUUGGGAUCUACCGCACUGAAGCUCACAAACUCCCCGUCUCGGAGUCUCAGGUGUCUAUCACGGUGGAGGACUACGAGGAUACGCGAGAGCCUCGGGAGCCUCUGCUUUGCCGCUCCGGUCCUCACCGUAACUCAACCUCAUCUGAACCGCCCUCAUCCUCACAAGCCAUGGACCACCCUCUCCUGAGGAGGAAGAGCAUGCAGUGGGCACGGCGAUUGAGUCGUAAGGGUGGGAGGAGCUCCAGUGGAACCAAGGGUAUGGGGAGCGCAGCCGAGCGCAUUAGCCAGCAGAGACUCAACCUUUUCCGGCGCUCGGAGAGACAGGAGCUCAACGCUCUGGUCCGCACCCGCAUGAAGCACCUGGGUCUCUCGCCGUCUGGAUUUAAUGGUAUGACAGAUCAGGGCAACAGACUCUCCUAUAUCCUCAUCAAUCCCUCCCCUGACACACGCCUUGAACUUCAUGAUGUCGUGUAUCUGAUCAGACCAGAUUUACUGUCAGCGGUGCCUAACCAGGCCAGUGGUCGCAAGCCAAGCGCAGGCCCAGCGGAGGGACACAGAUUUGACACACAGGACAGCACUCAUUUAUGAAUACAAUCACCACAAAAAUCCCAUUGUGGAGGUUAAAUAUAAGCUGUGUGUGCGUGUGCACGACUGAGAGAGGUGGACCGUGACGGAUUGGACGGAUGUAGAAAACAACAGCAAGUGGAAAUGUUGGAAAGCAACUGAGGAACGUGACACAUGUGAACUGAAUCUACACUGUAAAAAGUGAUCUGGCUUUUAUAGUUGCCUUCACUCAUCACUCACCAAAGUCAAACUGAAUGUUAGUCAGUACUGAAAUUGUUGUGAGCACAUGAUUUCACAUUUCAACUAACUAUUAUAUGUUUUGCAUACAGAAAUUGUCUGUUGUGAAUCUUUUUUGUUUUGUGAAAUUACUUUACAAUUAAACGGAUAGUUCACCCGAAAAUGAAAAUUUGGUCAUCUGUGUAUCAUCUUACCCUUAUUUAUCAAAAUAUUUUCUUUUCAGUUCAACAGAAGAAAGAAACUCGUACAACAUGAGGGAUGAGGAAAUAAUGACAGAAUUUUCAUUUUUGGAUGAACUGUCCCUUUAAGCAUUUUUCUCCCAAGGUGUCUUUAGAUUCAUUAUUGUAAAAUCUAUGUUCGUAGAUUUUUUUACAUUAUAUAAGUCAUCCCAAACAAUGCUCAAAGGACUUUACUACAGCAAUCAUUCUCUAUGUGAUCCCCACCUUUAAUUUGAACCGACAUACAUCAUUAUUAAUAAUCAAAGAUUUUUGUUCAGACAUAGCUUGGUACAGUUGAUCGCGUCUGGCCAGUGUCAUGUUCCUGUCUUUCUCCCUUUGCUUUGCUGUCUACUGACCUGAUCUAUUAUUUAAAAAAAUAAUACAUUUAAAGAAGAAACCGAUGUAUUCUGAACAGGUGGCUGGUGACUUCUUUUUCGAGGGCGCACGAUGUGAAGCUUUUCACAACAUGUAUGUAGCCCUUCAUGUGUGUGGCUCAUGUCAUGUCAAAAUAUGUGUUUGGCGCAUCAUGUAAACUCAUGUGCAUAACGCGCCAUGUCAAAAUACGUGCCUGCUCCAGACGCUUCAAAGGGGUUUAUGAUAAAAGAGACGCUCGCGUUUGCCAGAUUAUCAGAAUUUAGUGUUAAGUUUGUGUUUAGUUUUAAGGUUCACAUGAUGCACCGGACACAUAUUUUGACAUGACCAGCAACACGCAUGACACUCCGAACAUAUUUUGACAUGACGAGCAACACACGACACUACAAACACAUAUUUUGACAUUACGAGCCACACACGUGAAGCAUCGAA
This is a messenger RNA of Misgurnus anguillicaudatus (oriental weatherfish), 5487 nucleotides long. RefSeq names its product potassium sodium-activated channel subfamily T member 2b (gene kcnt2b). NCBI's taxonomy places the organism in Eukaryota, Metazoa, Chordata, Actinopteri, Cypriniformes, Cobitidae. Gene Ontology annotation, biological process: potassium ion transmembrane transport. Gene Ontology annotation, cellular component: plasma membrane. Gene Ontology annotation, molecular function: intracellular sodium-activated potassium channel activity; outward rectifier potassium channel activity. The record is from RefSeq and is a predicted model, not a curated record.